Messenger RNA from Eurytemora carolleeae, 1564 nucleotides. Its product is annotated as retinol dehydrogenase 12. NCBI's taxonomy places the organism in Eukaryota, Metazoa, Arthropoda, Copepoda, Calanoida, Temoridae. Bases 535 to 1542 code for a protein of 335 amino acids. The record is from RefSeq and is a predicted model, not a curated record. The transcript has 5 exons.
UCUGGUUUAGAAAAGUGUAUGUAAUGAGAGUGGGUGGGAAGGACUGCUUGAGAACCUCCUAAACCACGCCUUAGAUUCGAAACCAAUCCUCUCCAGAUCAAACCUUAUAUGGAGCUGGUGGUGGGAUAAACAAACUAAAAUUAAACCCAGAGUAUUUUACAUAUUUUUGAAUAUUCGCCUACGGUGCCCUCACCUUGAUAUUUAACUAUUUCAUCUUUGUUGCUAAAUCAUGAAUCCUUCAGGAGACAUGGUUAGAGUUCAUGUAAACCUUCUCCCAGCCAACAAGGGGGGGGAGAGAGGAGAAAAAGUAACAUGUUGGAGAGCAAACUCUUAGUCUGCCAACACUGCAGGAGAUUAACCAUAAAAGAUCCUGACAAUGUUCACUGUGACUCCUCCUAGGAUAGUUUGUACUCAACCAUACCCUGGUCAUAGGAUAGAUACCUGAUCAGCUGAUUACUGUAUACCUGUAUUCUCAGAACCCGGCUAAUGAAACCCAAAAAGUUUCAGUAAGUCUAGUCUAGUCUAGCUGGUAGAAUGGGACUAACAACUAACCUAUUGACUAUUAGUGUACUUGUACUAAUAGGUUCAGUGUACAUUAUGUACAAUUAUGAAGUGCCAAGCUGUAGAUUGGAUACUAUUGAUCUGACGGAUAAGAUUGUUGUGGUUACUGGAGCAAACUCCGGUAUUGGAUACCAGAUAGCUUAUGAAGCUGCCAAAAGAAACGCACGGGUAAUCCUGGGUUGUAGGAACCCGGAGAAAGGACGGAUUGCGAGAGAGAAAAUUUCUCAGGAGACAGGAAGUAAAUCAGUUGCUGUGAUUGGAUUAGAUUUGUCGAGUAUGAAACGAGUACAAAAGUUUGUAGACAAAUUAAAGGAGAUGUAUGGUCGAGUAGAUGUUUUAAUUAACAAUGCAGCUCAGGGAAGAGUAAGUACGGAAAGAGAGACGACUCGCGAAGGUUUGGAGGAGAUGAUAGCAACCAAUCAUCUGGGUCCAGUUCAUCUUUCAACUCGGAUACUUCCAAUUCUAUCAACUCACGGGAAAAUUAUUACAAUCUCAAGUGGAUCAAACCUAUACUCAGGGAUCAUUAAUCCUACUGAUCUGAACAGUGAGCAUAAAUAUUCUCCUGGAACCUUGUAUGCUGAGACAAAACUGUUAAAUAUCAUGAUGACUAGAAGUUUAGAGAGUAUCCUUAAACCUGGUCAGAGCAGUUUCUCUGUAGAUCCUGGGUUCAGUUUAAGUUUAUUACAGCUCCCACAAUCUCUUAGUUCUAUUAUCCGGGUUCUACAACCAGUGCUUCCAUCAGUACCUUGCUCAUAUGCGUGUUUAACUUCUAUAUGGUUGGCUGGAGGACAAACAGGAGAGAUUGAAAUUGGAGAAACCGAGGAUAAAAACCAAAGUCAAGAAAAUCCAGGUUCAGGAUCACAUUGGUAUGAUUGCAAGCUCUCUGUCAAGGUUGAGAAGCAGGCUCAAGAUCAAGAGCUUAGAGAUAAAGUCUGGUCGGAGAGUAAAAAUCUCAUAAAUUCUGCUUUAUACUCAACAUAAUAUAUUUUUUAAAACAUUUAAA